AUGGUCUCAGAGGAGCAGGUCAAGAAAUGGAAAGCUACCAAGACAAUUGGGAUAAUUGGCCUUGGGGACAUGGGGCUACUGUAUGCGACAAAAUUCUCAGAGGCCGGAUGGAAGGUUGUCUGUUGUGAUAAGGAAGCAUUAUAUGAUCAGCUAAAGGAAAAGUAUGCAGGCUGCAAGUUUGAGCUUGUGGUGAAUGGUCACUACGUGUCAAGAGUGAGCGACUACACAAUUUAUAGUGUUGAAGCUGAAAACAUUGACAAAAUUGUAUCCAUGUAUGGUCCUUCGACGAAAUUGGAGGGGAUCGUUGGGGGUCAGACCAGUUGCAAAUACGCAGAAAUUGCUGCAUUUGAAAAGCAUGUACCGUCAGAUGUUAGAAUUGUUUCUGUUCAUUCUUUACAUGGACCUAGAGUUAACAGUGAGGGUCAACCAUUAGUGAUGAUAAGACACCGUUGUGCCAGUGAUGCGGAAUUUGACUUCGCUCAGUCAGUGCUGGCAUGCUUGAAGAGCAAAAUUGUUUAUUUAACACAAGAAGAACAUGAUAGGAUUACAGCAGAUACACAGGCAGUUACGCAUGCUGCAUUUUUAAGCAUGGGAGCAGCUUGGGCAAAAUUAAAAAUAUACCCUUGGAUUUUGGGAGAUGAUAACGACAAAUGGUACGGUGGAUUGGAAAACGUCAAAAUGAAUAUAUCAUUGAGAAUUUAUUCAAACAAGUGGCACGUUUAUGCUGGGCUGGCAAUAACUAAUCCAUCCGCUCAUGAUCAAAUUUUACAAUAUGCCACGAGCUGUACAGAAUUAUAUACUCUAUUUGUGAAAAGAAAUGAAAAUCAAUUAAUUGAAAGAGUGAAAAAGGCUAAAGAAUUUGUAUUUAAUAACCAUAAGGGUUUCCUACUACUGGACGACAAGUUGCUAGAUAAAUAUUCCCUCUUCACGAACCGAAAUUCUUCUAAACCAAUUCAAACUGUUCCAAACUCACAUUUAUCAUUAUUAGCAAUUGUUGAUUCAUGGCAUAAACUAGGCAUUAAUCCUUAUGAUCAUAUGAUUUGUUCUACUCCAUUAUUCAGAGUUUUCUUAGGAGUUACUGAGUACCUUUUUUUAACUCCUGGAUUACUGGAACAAACAAUAAAAGCUGCCGUCUUUGAUGAAUCCUUUAGAAAAGAUGAUUUAGAAUUUGUCGUUGCAGCGAGAGAUUGGAGUUCGAUAGUGUCAUUCGCUAACUUCGAUAUAUACAGAAGACGAUUUGAAGAAAUACAAAAGUUUUUUGAACCAAUGUUUCCGGAAGCAAAUAGAAUUGGUAAUGAGAUGUUAAAGACAAUUUCAAGAUACGCUCCAGAAUCCAACCAAAAACAUGCAAAUGCCUAA
Molecule: messenger RNA, 1359 nt
Organism: Zygotorulaspora mrakii
Lineage: Eukaryota; Fungi; Ascomycota; Saccharomycetes; Saccharomycetales; Saccharomycetaceae
Gene: TYR1
Product: prephenate dehydrogenase (NADP(+))
Exons: 1
Coding region: 1-1359 (452 amino acids)
Biological process (GO): L-tyrosine biosynthetic process
Molecular function (GO): NAD+ binding; prephenate dehydrogenase (NAD+) activity; prephenate dehydrogenase (NADP+) activity
Source: RefSeq, a predicted model, not a curated record